CCUGCCGGGCUGGGGGGGAGAGGCAGUGUGGGGGGCUAAGGCUGGGGCUGUCAGCGAGAGGCUGCUGCUCCUCGGUGGUCCCGUGGUGACAGCGAAAGUGUCCCGACUUCAGCGGGUCAGCGACUACUUUGUGCCUUCCGAGGAGGCUUGCGUUCCGCAGGGUUGUGUUUUGUAGCCUUCCGAAAGUAUGGCUGUGAGGGAGUUGUUCUGAGCAGGAAAACUGCCCUCACUUCCUUCUUUUCUUGUUAGGCUGAGGAACAGUCUGCAGCACGGAGGCCGUUCUGCAGCUGGGGGCCGGUAAUCUGCGUUAAGCGUAGUGGGAAAAAGUUUUGUGCUCUGCUGCCGGAGAAGGCUGGUUUGAGUGGUGCGUCCUGGCUUAGAGGUGGAGGCUCCUGGGGCUGUUUCCAAGGAAUUGUCCUCCCGUCUGGGUGCAGUGCGCCGCCGGGUGAAUGUUGUAACUGUUGAAUGACCUGACCUUACAGCAGCUGACCACAAAAACAAUUUUAAAAAGGCUUCAGGCGCCACGCUGAGCCGUGUAGCUGCCUGCUAAUGUGUCCGUCUGUUGCUGUUCUCAUUACUGCCUUGCAAGUCUUCUGUGUUACUGCUGGCUGUAGGAUUGUCAUUCAGGUGUAAGUUGAAAACUGCAUUCAAUUUAACCCUUGUACCUUUGUACCUGUCAAUUUCGUUUAACUAUAUGUCCUCAUGGCUGGUCCCCACAAAAUAAUUUAGGAGAAUAUAUUUUAUGUAUCCUGUUCACUAGUUCUGAUUGAACUCAGUUCUUUAGUAUUUCUCUACCACAGAACAAUCUGACAGUCAUUUGAUGUUGUCGCCCCACCUUAUCAUCCCCUUUCUUUUUUUAUUGAAGUUUCCUCUGUUGAAUCAACUUUUGAAACUGACUUCCUAGGUUAUUUUGAGAUUAUAUUCAUUGUCACUCUGCCAGGCUGUAGUGAAUAUUGCAUUAAUUUUUUCUGAGCACUAAGUUAAAUUCAGGUAGUUCAAGUAAGAGGACUUUCAAGAGCCAUAUUAGUGAAAUAACAAUUUGGGCAAUUAUUUCAAAGAGAGACUAGAGAAAAAGUCCCCCCAAAUGCUUCUCAUUGACUUUUCCAUACCUCUUUGGAGUAUGUGACUUGGACACAGUUGCAGACAAAACUGCGGUUCUGAUGCACUUCAGUGUUUGGGAGUUGUUUUUGGUUUUUUUUAUACGAUUGAAACUUUAAUACCAAGUAAAGACUUUUGCAUUUGUCCAACACAUGAUGUCACCAUGACACUGAGUGGAUGCAGAGGAGAUAACAAGCUCCCUGGGUCUCUUCUUCUGACGGGUGGCCACCACCACCUCUCGCUCUUUGAGGGGCAUUCAGUGAAGCUCUGUUCACCACCUGCUAAGCCUCUGAAAGGAUGAGGGAAGGAUCUAAAUGCCCUGGGUGGCUGCCGCCCAUUGCCAUCUGGAGGUGUGCAAGCGCGUGUGUGCAGCGUGUGCUCCUCCUCCUGGGCGCAGAACCGCCGUGCCCCGUAGCUGAGCAGGGAUGCUGUGAAGGCAGCUGUGGUAGAGGCUGUUCCAGGAUCCGUCAGUGAAACGCACUGUACUGGCACGGGCAGGAGCUGCUGGGGUAAGGAACCGUGCUUGUGUAAACGCCUGUAUAUACAGGUGUGUCUGAAUUAAGUGUAGGUGUGUGGGUGUAGCUGUGUGUGAAUACACGUGUACACAGAGAGAGACACGGUCAGGUUAGUCAAGUGCUGUGCGUGCAUAAAGGAAAACCAUUCAAGGAGGGGUGAAGAAUAGGACUUAACGCUGUGCCUCCUUGCCCAGCACCUGGAUUGGGCCGUCAUGGACUUGAGUGCAGGAAGAUAGAGACAGUGUUGGUGUCCGUGUGUUGAGGGAAAGGUGUGUCAUGGCAUCUGCAGUGUGGUGAGGGUUGGGGUUUCUCCUCCUUUUGGACUUGUUAUGUUGCCCAGGGUGAUUUCCCCUAAAAGAGGGAAUUGGUGAUGGGCAAGGGGCUGCUUCUGCUGAGAACUGCACAGACCAACUUCCCGUGGUGGGCUGGUGCUGCUGCGUUUGGAGCAAUCACCGUGCAGGUGAAGAUGCAGGACCCUGAACUUAUUGCAAACACAGUGCGAGCUGUUCUUCAUGCCUUUAAAAAUGGAGUACCUCUGUCAGAGCUUCAGGGUGAAUACAAAUCUCUGACUGGUGACUGGAUUCCCUUCAGGAACCUAGGACAUGGCACACUGCAAAGCUACUUGGAGAGCAUCCCAGGAGUGGUCAGAAUGGAAGGGAACAAAAUGGGAGAGGUCAUUUGCCAUGCUGUUGCUUGCAGCGACACAGCGCCAAUUGCUCAACUGGUGGCACGGCAGAGGAGUUCCAAGAGGAAAAUGGGACGGCAAGUGAACUGCCAGAUGAGGUUGAAGAACACAUCUCCAGUCACCUUAGCAGGAAAGCCCAAAGGAACUUUGCGACAGCCCAGGUCUUUGAGCAUGCCAGAAGAAGGCACCAAGAGGCCUGUUCCUCGCCCGCCACGAGGCAGAGGAGUAGCAUGUGGAGUGGUGAAACCCAGUAUGGAGAGUGCCCGAUCUGCCAUGCCUCCAGCCACUGGGAGUGGAUCAUCUAAAGAAAUUCCCAUGCAGAGGCACGUCACUGUGGUAAACAGAUCUGAGAAGAGACUAUCUGUACCACCACGGUUUCAAAAGGAGUUGCAGGUUCACCUGUCCAGAAGCUCUUCCACAGAUUCAAAUGAUAACUUGAAUACUUCCGUUGCAGAGACACAUACUGCUGCCUCUGGCCCUCCUGCUCGUCAUAUCAAUGAAGUUCAAAGUCGCAUUAUGGAGAUUCUGAGCAAGUGCAGCAGUGGUGUCUGGGUGUCAAAGAUGCCACAGAUCUACCGGGAGAUGUACUGGGAAGAGCUGAGCACAGCAGUGCUCCGUCAGCUUGAGAACUGGCCUCAUGUGUGCACAGUGGAGAAAGUACACAGGGGUGAUCAGAUCGAUGGGCUUCUUUAUCCUGCUAAGAAGAUGCCACCAGUAGCAAAAACUGAUACAGAGCAAGAAAAAGCGCCUAAGAAUGUUGCUGCUUUAAAAGUAGACCCUUUGUUAAAACCAAAAGGGGAGACCACGCCCACAUCACUUAGUAGUGACAUCAAGCAGAAAGUUGUUAACAUCUUGCUGAAGUAUUCCAGUGGUCUUUGGGCUAACGCGCUUCCCAAGUUAUACGAAGACACUUACCAAGUGAAAUUUCCAGAAGACAUUCUAAAUAAUCUAGAGUUGCUCUCAGAUAUAUGUGUAGUGGACUAUGUGUCUGAAGUCCCCAGAAAGGCAAUCCUCUAUGCUAAACCCCAAAGAUGCACUGAUGAAAAUCUGAAUGUCACUGAGAAAGUCCAGAGGCAUGAUGGUGCGAAGGCCACAGCUGAACAGCAGUAUGAAGAAUCCAAGGACCAGUAUCCAGAGAAUAUCACUGUUCCUCCUCUAGUCAUUCCAUCGGAAGGAUCUGUGUCUGUCAUAGUGUUGGAACUGAAAAACACUAAUGAUGUCCUCAUUAGGUAUGUGGGCAAAGAUUAUUCUUCUGCCCAGGAGCAAAUGGAAGAUGACAUGAAGGCAUUCUACAGUCAGAAUAGUACAGUGUCAUUAGCUCAGUCUCUGAGUGUUGGGCAACUUGUUGCAGUACAUGCUGAAGAAGAUGCCUGGUUGCGUGCUCGGAUAAUUUCUUUAGAAGACAACAAAAUAAAGGUAUGCUAUGUUGAUCAUGGCUUCAGUGAGUUUGUUGAAAGCAACAGUGUGUACAAACUACUGAAACAGUUCAGUUCACUUCCAUUUCAAGCUGCAAAAUGUAAACUGGCAGGACUGGAAGUCUUCUGUGAUGAUCCUGUCCUAGUAAAGACUGUGGAAUCACAGACAUGCUCUAAGAUAUUUGCUGUGGAAAUACUGGAAAGGAGUGAUACUCCUCUUCUUGUUCUCUAUGACACUUCUGGAGAAGAUGAUAUCAACAUCAAUGCUACUUGUCUGAAGGCAUUGUACGACAAGUCCCUUGAACUGCACCUUAAGGUAGAUGGACUCUAUACAAAUGUGAGAGUAACCAGUAUUUUCUCUGAUGGAAGCCUGUAUUGCCAAGUGCCAUCUAAAGGCUUGUCUAGACUUUCUGAAAUCUUGCAGAAACUAGAAGACUUCUUCCAUUACAAGCGGACAUCUGAGUUCAAUGUAUCACUACCUUUCUGUGGCAAAAUCUGCUUGUUUCCUUCCAAAGGAAAAUGGGCACGUGUAGAGAUAAGAUUUAUUCACUCUAGCCGGGCACUUGAUGUGCAGUUCAUGGAUACUGGAACAGUUGCAACUGUGAAAAUAUCAGAGCUUAAAGAAAUCCCACCACAAUUCCUGAGAGAAGUAAUUGCAAUACCUCCUCAGGCUAUAAAAUGCUGCCUAGCAGAUCUGCCUCCUAACACUGGUAUGUGGACUCCAGAUGCUGUACUGUGGCUGAGAGACACUGUAAUGAAUUGUCCUGAAUUUAGCAUGAAGGUGGUUAAGCAGGAUGGUUCAAAGGGAAUUGCACACAUUUACUUGUUUGCUCCAGAGAAUUUUCCCGAUACGGAUCGUAGUGUCAAUCGACAGAUCAAAAAUGCAGACUUGUGGAAGCAUCAGAAAGAUGUUUUCUUGAGUGUCACACCCAGUGGGACUAGCUCCACAAAAGUGACAAGUGAUGCUGUGUCAGCUCUACGGUCAACUAGUGGAAAGGUGGAGAAGAGUGUCUCUGAUUCAGCCAGAGAGCCCAGCAGCACAGCAGCUACUAUUGAUAUGCCUCCACCUCUACCCUUGUCAAAGACUGGCGAGCUCAUGGAUGUCUAUGUCUCAGUGGCCUGCCAUCCAGGUCACUUUAUUGUCCAGCCUUGGAAAGAGCUACAUAAUCUGGAAGCCCUAAUGGAAGAAAUGAUCUUGUACUACAGCAGGGCAGAAGAGAAACCUGUGAACGUUGAGAAAAACAAGCUCUAUGCAGCUAAAAUUGAAAAUCAGUGGUACAGGGUCAUAAUAAAAGGAAUUCUUAGAAACGGGUUUUUGUCAGUGUAUGAGCUGGACUACGGUAAACAUGAGUUUGUCAGCAUAGAGAAAGUACAGCCACUCAUGGAUACAUUUAGAAAACUACCUUUCCAAGCUGUAGCAGCUCAGCUUGCAGGAGUGAAAAGCCAGCAAUGGUCAGAAGAAGCAUCAAUAGUGUUUCGGAAUCUUGUAGAGAAGAAACCCUUGGUGGCACAGAUACAGGCAGUUAAUGAAAGUGCUAACUCUUGGGAUCGUAAAAUAGUGACUUUCCUCGUGGACACAUCUCAUCCAGAUACUGAUAUAUGGAUUCAUGAUUUUGUGUCUCAGAGUCUUGUGGAAUUUUCAAAGGAUGAUUAAUCACCAUUUCUGAAAUGUAGCUGCUCAGAUUCUUUAGCAAUAAGAUAAGUAACAGGCUUUUAAGAGAAAUAUAACUACUACAUGGCCUUGAAGACAUAAAGGGGAUAAAAUUUACAAACCUGUGUUCUGUGAAAAAGAUUUGUUUAACAAGUUUGGGUUCUGUUGACUUCAGUUGACUUCCUGAAAAUUUGCACUUUGUUUACCAUUGUAAUGCUAGAAUGUUUGAGUGAAAAUAUUAAAAAAGUUAUUUAUCAAUAAAACAAUGUUGACUUUU
This is a messenger RNA of Calidris pugnax (ruff), 5641 nucleotides long. It is a transcript of the gene TDRD7, whose product is annotated as tudor domain containing 7. Gene Ontology annotation, biological process: spermatogenesis; lens morphogenesis in camera-type eye; lens fiber cell differentiation. The transcript has 17 exons. Lineage: Eukaryota; Metazoa; Chordata; Aves; Charadriiformes; Scolopacidae. The record is from RefSeq and is a predicted model, not a curated record. Bases 1984 to 5367 code for a protein of 1127 amino acids.